Molecule: messenger RNA, 447 nt
Organism: Cetraspora pellucida
Lineage: Eukaryota; Fungi; Glomeromycota; Glomeromycetes; Diversisporales; Gigasporaceae
Source: the annotation of a GenBank genome assembly
AUGACCAAAAAAUUUGAAAAAUAUUGGAAAUCUAUUCUCGAAUAUGUUAUAAUUGCUCACAUUCUCGAUCCACGAUAUAAGUUGGAUCACUUGAAAGCAACACUAAUUGAAGUCAGUAGUUAUAAUAAUCAUGAUGCAAAAAUGGUUGUCAAUUAUAUUCGCAAAAAACUUAUUACAUAUGGAGCAAAAUAUUCCAGCAUAAAUACAAUAGAAUUUGAGUUAGAACUGUAUGAAAGUGAACUUUCUGAAGACUCAGAUGAUAGUAAUGAAAUAGAAAAAAAUAAUGGGAUAAAACUCUGGGAAUCAUUGUCAUCAAGAUUCUCAAUACUUAGCAAAAUGGCUCAUGACUUUCUAAGUAUUAAACCCUUAUCUGUUUCUAGUGAAAGAGCAUUCUCAAAAGCUGGUUUCACAAUCACUAGUGAUAGGGCUAAUAUUUGUGAAAAAACU